Molecule: messenger RNA, 759 nt
Organism: Penicillium macrosclerotiorum
Lineage: Eukaryota; Fungi; Ascomycota; Eurotiomycetes; Eurotiales; Aspergillaceae
Product: SDR family NAD(P)-dependent oxidoreductase
Exons: 3
Coding region: 1-759 (252 amino acids)
Molecular function (GO): oxidoreductase activity, acting on the CH-OH group of donors, NAD or NADP as acceptor
Source: RefSeq, a predicted model, not a curated record
AUGUCUUUGAAUGAUAUUCGGGGCCGACUCGCUCUGAUAACGGGUGCCUCCGGUGGAAUCGGUGCAGCUUGUGCAAAAGAACUUGCGAGCCGUGGAGCUCACCUCGCUUUAACUUAUUCCACAAAUUUAACAUCUAUGGAAAAGCUUAUCAACAGCUUGCAGUCCGAAUAUGCCGUUCUCAAACUUCGCAUUUCAUCGCAUCAGGUUGAUGUUGGAUCUGCAGAUCAGCUCGAAAUUAUGUUUGAUGAAAUCGAUAAAGUGCACAAUCAGCGACCCGAUAUCCUAAUUUCCAAUGCAGGAUAUGGCAAAAGAACAACUAAUGUGUGGGAUAUCUCUCUUGAGGAAUUCGAUUACACUCUCAACAUCAAUCUUCGUGCUUCUUUCAUUCUGGUAAAAGGUGUGGUUGAGCAUAUGAGAGAUCAAAAAUGGGGGCGUAUAGUUUUCAUGUCUUCAAUUGCUGCCUAUGGAGGAGGGAUCAAUGGAUGCCAUUAUGCGUCUUCAAAAGGUGGACUGACUGGAAUGAUGAAAAACCUGAGCUCUAGGCUUGCUGAAUAUAACAUCAGUGUGAAUGAUGUUGCCCCAGCCAUGAUAGGAGACACAGGCAUGCUCCCAAAUGCGAAAUCUGUACCUGGUGUGGUCGACAACUUACCUUUGGGAAGGCUUGGAACGCCCGAAGAGACGGCAAAUGUCGUCACUAUGCUUGUGACUACGGGUUAUAUGACAGGUCAGAGCCUUCUGUUGGCCGGCGGUCUGAAAUGA